Protopterus annectens (West African lungfish) is the source of this 3232-nucleotide messenger RNA. RefSeq names its product von Willebrand factor A domain-containing protein 7-like. Lineage: Eukaryota; Metazoa; Chordata; Ceratodontiformes; Protopteridae. The record is from RefSeq and is a predicted model, not a curated record. Bases 309 to 2702 code for a protein of 797 amino acids. The transcript has 16 exons.
UUUUUUAUUUUUUUAAGAAGCACCAGAUAUUCCCAAGUAGUAUAUCAGCUUUGUAAUGGCCUGUUCUGUGUCAUUCUAUGGUAGAAGCAGUAAUAGUGGCUAGAAAUGUUUUGCAAAAGCAUUCAUAUGCCUAACACUAUUUUAAAACCUAUUGAAAGAAAGAGCAAAGAUCAAGAUCUGCAGGUUUUACUUCCUGAUGUUUCUGCAUGGGUGAAGAAAGGAAAGGAAGCCUAACGGAGCAGUGAACAGUUUGCAAGAAAAGAACUUACCAAUCUGCAACAUCAACUUUCUAGAAAAACUAAGUAUCCAUGCAAACAUCACUAACGGAAUUAAACAAGUUAUUUAUUACCACAAGUGCCUCCAAUACACCAUAUCCUGUGGCUCCUUUAGCGAAGGUGACAUGUACUGACUGCACAUCACUAGGAGGUGGAGUGUAUGACUGCAAAGACAACAUUGCAGUUAAAAAUUUACUCACCAGUGGCUACAAACUGUCUGCAUCCUGUCGUACCAAACCUCCUGGCAAAUGUUCUCAUGGAGGAAAAAAUGAUUUUUCACAGAACUACAGCCCUGUUGGAGGUAUUAAUAAAGAAUCUUCUGAGCCAAGUAUUUCCCCCCAUCACUACUUACACCAAGAGGCUGCAGACAUGGCCAUCAAAGCUACACAAGAUUUUUUCAUUGAUCCAGGAUAUGGGUUAUUAGCCCAAUUAGGUGGCAAUGUUUUUGAGCAAUUCUUUGGCCUUCUGGGAUAUUCGCUAACGAUGGCAAUCGAUACAACUGGAAGUAUGAGCAACGACAUUCAAGCUGUGAAAGAAGUUGCCAUUGAACUCAUCAGAAAUUUCACAAAUACACCAGAUGCACCGUAUGACUACAUUCUGGUGGAAUUUAAUGAUCCAGACUGUGGCCCAGUGACUAAGACCAGGAAUGUAACAGAAUUCGAACAGAAGAUUUCAAGUUUAAGAGUUGAUGGUGGUGGAGACUGUCCUGAGUUGUCCAUGUGUGGGCUUGAAAAGGCAUUACUUGAGAGCUUGCCAAGGUCAAAGAUUUAUAUCUUCACUGAUGCUGGUGCAAAAGAUGCUCAUCUGCUAGACCAAAACAAAAUUCUAAUUGAAGCCACUAAAAGUGAAGUUCAUGCCCUUUUAACAGGGUACUGCACUUUGCGAAGUACCCAAGAUGUCCAGCAAACCAAACACGAACAGCAACACAUGAGGAAGGAGAGAGCCACUACUAGUAAUAUAUAUGAGGAACUGGCAGAAUUCUCGGGGGGUUAUUAUGUCAUGACCUCUAAAGCUGGCUUAAAAGAUGUUCUGGGAAUAAUGGAACUUUCUUUGAAUUCUGCGCCCGUCACUAUAACAAAGAUGGAAGAAAAAAGAUCAACAUUGUCAUUUCCAGUUGAUAACACUUUGGUUGACGUAUCCGUGUCUGUGAAGUCUGUCAGUUCUGGCUUCACUUGCACAAUUGAGGAUUCCUCAGGUAAAACAGUCAAAACUAAUACUGUCAUCAACACAGCGACCCAACAAGUUUUCAAAAUAAGUCCUGUUGAAGCGCUGGGUCUUUGGACACUGACGAUAAGCAAGGAAGCUACUUAUGAAAUAGAAGUUGGAGGGAAAAGCUUACUGGACUUCUCUUACAAAAUAAUGGAGGAACAGAAUGGAUAUACCCUUCCAAUCCAAGGCCGACCAGUACAAGGUUUAAAUUACACUAUAGCCCUCACGUUACAUGGAGCCAAUGACAGCAUGACAAUCCACAAUCUCACAAUGCUGGACCAAAAAGGGGUCAAUGUGUUGGACUCAUAUAAUGUACAGCAGUCAAACAGUGUCAAUGGUAAAAUAACAGCCACCAUCCCAGUACAGUUCAACUCACCGGUGUUAAUGCUGGCCAUUGCAGGUGAAAGUUCAAAAAGUACAUUUAAGAGAAUGCAUGCUGAACCAAUAUUUACAGAGGCUGUUCGUUUGGUUCGACAACCUGGGCAAAAUGGCACUAUGAUCCCUGGAGGUUCUACCAGCUUAUCUGUUCUCAUCAUUAAUGAAGGAAGUGACAGCGAAUUUACUUUUGCUGUUGCUGUGGACAGUAUCAUAUCAGUGGAUUUCAACCCCAAGCAAAAGAUUCUCAAAAAAGGAGAGAAUGUUAGUCUGGAGGCAAAAUUCUUGGCAUCUUCCUCAAUCCAAAGUUUCAAAUCCAGCACUGCCACUUUUUCAGCAUCCUCAACCUCUGCAAAAAACUAUGUGAAGGUCCCUAUUUCAGUGGUGCCGCAAGAUGCCUUGGUAGUAGAUGAAAACUCUCCUGAAUACCAGAUUGACGAGCUUCUAAUGCCAUGUCUGGGAACGGACAUUCAGCAUGGAAAAGACUGCAAGAAUCACCUGUGGAAUGUUGCCUUCACAACCUGGGAUACAGAUAGUGAUGUCAUAGUGUCACUGGGCACUGAUCCCACUCCUGACAAUGCUCACUUUUCCUGUACACCUGAAAAUAGCUCCACAAUUUUAAAACAAAGCUGCAGCUACAGAGCAACAUGUUGCAGUCCCUAUCAAGAAUUCUUAAUAAGUGACUUCAGUGGAAAUGGCAACAUUUUGACAAUCGACUACAGAGCACCAGAGUUUCCUGCUGCUAGAGUAACAAAUUUGAUCCUGAUUGUGUGUGGUAGUGUGCUGCUAGUUACCAUUAUCACUAGCAUCACAAUUUGUGUCAUUCAUCACAAGAGGAAGUAAUGGUGUACAUAAGACAUGCUGUAUCCAGACCUGCCUGAGGACAGAGACCAGCUUAAAGUAUCCAUUGGGGCUGAAUCUUUGUCACUGACUGCAAGGAUAUUCAGUGAGAACUUAUGGAACAGCAAUUUAUACUUUGAUGACAUAACUCUACUGAAUCAGAACAUAAUGGACUCACCAUAAUGGGCCUACAACUGAAUGCAAGAACACUGAACGAUUAACCAUUCCCUGCCAUUGUGACCUGCUUUCUGCUAUAGGAUCCUCUCUUUUGCUCAGCAGAAACAGUUUUGCCAUCCAGUUAAGUAAUACAUACUACAACAGCACUAUCCAGUGCUAUAAUAAGCUUGAAUAAAUAAUGUACCUGGUAUGAUAUUACUGCAGAGGGUUACUACUAUAGUUAACAUCACAUUCAGCUUCUAUGAGCUUCUCAGGCUUGGAUCAUGGAUGAGACAGAACCUCAGUGUAGUCCACCCACCUCAUUAACAAAUGAAUGUAAUCUACAAACAUUCUAAAUAAAAUAUUUAAUAAUUGUC